AUGGGGACUCUCACUUGCGACCCGGCUCCAUGGCUGACCCCAGCGCCUCUGGGCCGGCGGGCCACUGACUAUCAGAUCCCGGAGACCAGCCUGAGGAGGACCUGCGGGGUGGCUACCUUGGAGCACGGCUCUGGGCCAGGCUUGUAUGCCCUGCCUUCCACCGUGGGCUACAUCAACCACGACUGCACCAGGGUAGCCGGUCCUGCCUACUCACUCUUCCGGAGGCCCAGUGAGGCAUCUCCGCAGGAGACCAGCCCUGGGCCAGUCUACUUCCUGGACUCGAAAGUCACCCGCUUCGGCCGCAGCUGCACCCCUGCCUACUCCAUGCAGGGCCGGGGCAAGUCUCCCAGUCUGGAGGUGACGCCCGGCCCAGGGGCUUACAGCCCCGAGAAGGUGGCCCCCAUGCGCCAGCGGACGCCUCCAGCUUUCACCCUGGGCUCCCGCCUCCGCCCACGGCCCCUGAACACCUCAGCCCCUGCCCCCAACACCUACACCCUGCCCUCCCUCUGGGGCUCGCAGGUGUUUACCAAGCCCAGCAGCCCCAGCUACACCGUGGCCGGCCGCACACCUGCCGCCCGCCCCCCGCAGGACCCUGCGGAGAUACCCGGCCCUGGCCAGUAUGACAGCCCGGACCCCAAUGCCUACCGUCAGCGCCGGCCGGCCUUCACCAUGCUGGGGCGGCCCCGAGCCCCACGGCCCCCAGAUGAGACACCCGGCCCUGGCAGCCACAGCCCUGAGCAGGUCACUGUGACCAAGGCCAGGGCCCCGGCAUUCACCAUGGGCAUCCGCCACUCCAAGCGGGCUACCACCAUGGCCGCAGACACUGCACCCUGA
Molecule: messenger RNA, 834 nt
Organism: Budorcas taxicolor (takin)
Lineage: Eukaryota; Metazoa; Chordata; Mammalia; Artiodactyla; Bovidae
Gene: CIMAP1D
Product: outer dense fiber of sperm tails 3 like 2
Exons: 4
Coding region: 1-834 (277 amino acids)
Cellular component (GO): cytoskeleton; cytoplasmic microtubule
Source: RefSeq, a predicted model, not a curated record